AUGCUCAACCUUCACCGGGGUCAGGCAGCGUUGGUAACCCAUCGCCGUCAUAUUCCAAUCAUUCAUCACCGUCUAUUGUACAGUUGCAUAAUGGACACGGACCUCCUGUUAAGCUCCUAUGUGCAAAGUUCUACGAUGCAUUCUCAUGGUGUGCAACCAGCGGCUCGUUUCUCUUCAGCAGUACCUACUCAGGAUCACUUGCAGCAUCAGGUCACCAUCGGGUCUUUAUCCUCAGGCUCCAAUAAGCAGGUUUUUCAGCAUGAUGUUCUAUCGCGAUCUGUUGGCACACCUCUUGUUGCCGCUUCACCACAGCAGGUUUCGCAUGCCACUGCAACACCCGGGGCUCAGGGUAAUGUUCUUAUUCAGCAGCAACCUCUUCCUCAAAUCCCAGUAGGACCGGCUCAGCAGAAUGGCCAGCAGUGCUCUUCAAAGCCAAGAGCAGCUCCAACCCAAGAGAGUUUGUCUCGUCAACUUCAAUCUGCAUCGAGUGUACAGCAACAACAGCAGCAGCAACAGCAUGUAGUGAUGGGGCUGCUUCAUGGGGCGCAACUUCAGCAGCAACAAGUCGAUGGUGCAGCAGGCUACGGCUGUGCAAAUGUUUCAAAUCCACACGUUCGCCAGAUUCUGGCAUCAAGAACUCCUCAAGUCCUCACGGGUCCGCCUGGCUCUUCUGGUACUCAGCAAAUGGUCGCUACGCAUUCGCAGACAUCAUCUCCUCCAAGAAUGUCGCCUUCUACUCUUCAACAACAGGUUGUUGUUCCACACGGUAUACUUCCGUCUCAGGCCAACCUACCGUUACGCAGUGUGCUGGCGGCACAGCACCAGUUAUCUCAACAGCAGUUGCUACAGCAACAACAACGACCGCCCCAACAAGUUCAUGUGCAACAAGCCCAGCCACAGCAACCAAUACGUUUGGCUGGACGUGUAGUGGGUACUGCGUCAGGUGCGCUAGCAACACUGUACGACACCGAAAAAUCCGCACCAGCGUUGACAAACAAAGAUGCGUAUCGUAUCUUGAAAAGGCGUUUCAAGUACCUCGUAUACGUAAUUGUUUAUAGACGCGUGCGUCCAGCACAGCGGAAACGUGCUGCCGAUGAAAGCUUGGAAGGGGCAAGUGUCGUCAAGCGUGCCAUUGAAGAAAGUAGUGCUGGUAGUCCUGGUCCCUCCGAAUCUUCAAUGCUUGAUCCACGGUCUUCUGCUUUUGUUUCUACAGCAGCACCACAGGCUGCCACCCAGCCAUACAAGCAGACCAAUCCUAUGAGUGCAUCGUAUGAACGAAUGACUGGAUCGUACACCGUCGCUCCGCAGGGACUCACAGGUGGGCAACCUCAGCAGCAGGUGUUGCGGUCAACUUUAGCCCGUGUUGUUCCAUCGACAAUGCUGGUGCAGCAGCAGUCUGUGCAACAAGCUCACUCAUCUUCAAAUCGCCCUGUCGUCGACACACGUCCAAUUAUGGCUAAAGUCCGAGUUGAAUCCGCUCCCUUGAUGAAUACUCCCACAGGAUAUCUGAGUGAGCAGCAAAGGCAGGCUUCACUGUCCAAGAAAGGCGUACCUAGAGAUCCUCAUAAUGCUCUGCCACCAAACCCAGAAUUCAUCCAGUCUUCGCAAGAAGCGCUUCCUAAUCCACCGGUUAACGGUGAUGAUCACACGCCAUCGGCCAUCAAUGUUCUUGCUCCGCCAGUGUCGAUGGCACCACCUCCUCUGGAUGCGUGCCGUAAUGCUCAGCCUGGGUCAUCAAUGUCAUCAUACCCUAUGCUCAAUGGCUUGCUGCCUGAAACCAGUAACCUAGUUGACGCAAAGGAAGAAAGUGGUGCUGGUACUCUUCCUGCCCCGCCAACGUCCCAAUAUCGCAGUAAGAUGUCCGCGUCAGCGCCUGCCAAGAAAAUUCCGGACAUGUUCCUUCGUGCGCUCAAAAGGAAGGCUGAGCCAGUGGUCACAAGCGACGUUGGGAGCGAUGGAAACAUUGAGAAAAAACCUAGGCCUGAGGAACAAGCUCAGAAGCCUCAGAAGGAGAACAUUGUUUCCGGUGACAACUUUACCCUCUUCGAUUUAUUAACGGAAAAACAGUGGCGCUCAAUACUGAGAAAUGAGUUCACGAUGAAGUAUAUGGUUAAUAUUGAGACGUUUCUUCGAGAACAGUAUGCCAAGAAAGUUCCAAUAUUCCCUCCUCGUGAAGAGAUUUUCUCCGCAUUCAACCUCACGCCUUUGAAUAAGAUUCGUGUUGUUAUCAUUGGACAGGACCCUUAUCAUGGGUUGGGCAGGUAUGCUCGCUCACGGCUUAUCAUUUUCUGUGAAAAAGGAGUUCGACCUCCUCCGUCGCUUAAAAAUAUCUAUAAGGAGUUGUGUAACGAUAUUCCCGGCUUCGUCACUCCUGAUCAUGGGUUUUUGGAGAAAUGGGCAUUACAAGGAGUGUUUAUGUUGAAUGCUACGCUGACCGUCGAAUCAGGCAAAGCGAACUCACACGAGAAAAUCGGUUGGCAAACAUUCACAGAUAAGGUGAUAAGCCUGAUUUCCCUCAACACUACUGGAGUAGUAUUCCUGCUGUGGGGAGGAUUCGCACGCAAAAAGGAGAGUCUUGUCGACUUGAAGAAGCACGCUGUCAUUAAGACAGCACAUCCCUCUCCUUGA
Molecule: messenger RNA, 2628 nt
Organism: Ostertagia ostertagi
Lineage: Eukaryota; Metazoa; Nematoda; Chromadorea; Rhabditida; Trichostrongylidae
Source: the annotation of a GenBank genome assembly